Podarcis lilfordi (Lilford's wall lizard) is the source of this 14502-nucleotide messenger RNA. Lineage: Eukaryota; Metazoa; Chordata; Lepidosauria; Squamata; Lacertidae. The record is from the annotation of a GenBank genome assembly.
AGCCAUUGAAUCCAACGGCUACACUGUGUGAGGGGGAUUUUGCCUCAGACGGAUCCUACCAGCGGGGAAGAUGUCCACCCGGUACCACCAGGCAGCUGCUGACGGCAAUCUGGACCUACUCAGAGAAGCCACCAGAAAAGACCUGAAUACCUCAGACACGGAUGGGAUGACACCGACCUUGCUGGUGGCUUACCAUGGCAACCUGGAGGCUAUGGAAAUAAUCUGCCGAAGAGGGUAAAUUCAGCAGGCUUUGAUAGAUGCCACAAUGUGUGUGGUUUGUUUGUAUUUUAAAAUCCUAAAACCUGCAGGGAGAGGGAUGGGAUAACAGGCAAUAGGUUCUUUGUUUUAGAGCUGAUCAGAUUUCAGGGGAUGAGGAGGGGAAGAAAGAAACCCCACCCUGAAGUUGUAUCCCAUGCUAGUCCUACACAGAGCAGACCUAUUGAAAUUAAUGGGCCUUGAUUCCAGUGAUUCUAGUGUGAGUCAAACCUAGUUAGAUACAACUUUUUGCCUUGAGUUUAAGACAUAAAGGAGCCUGUUGGUGGUGCUGUCAGUUUGGGCUACCUGCUUGGUGGUGGAAGUCAUGGCAGAGCCUUUUUAGUGGUGGUUCCUCAUUUGUGGAAUGCCCUCUCUACUGAGGUGUGUCUGUUUCCCUCAUUAAGCACUUCUAGGGGGAAUUUCUUUUUUAAAAAAAUCCUGUUUACCAGGCAUUUGAUGGAUGAAAGAUUCUUGGCAACCUUGGAAUUAUCAGUUCUGAGAGCUGGUGAUCCUUUUAGAAGGUAAACUGUCUUUAGAAGUGUUUAAUUGUAUUCUUUCAUCAUUUACAUGUUUGCCACUGUGGGCUCCUUUGGAAGGAAGGGUGGGAUAUAAAUUUAUUAAAUAAUAACAUCAGCAACCUAAGUAAAACCUGCUGGGUAAGGCCAAUGACCCAUCGAGUCCAGCAUCCUGUUCUCACAGUGGCCAACCAGAUGUCAAUAACACUCCCUCCUUCAGUGGUUUCCAUUUGCUGGUAUUCAAAGGCAUUACUAUUUCUGAUUGUGGAAGCAGACCAUAGCCACCAUGACUAGUGGCCACUGGUAUUUGUGUGCUCCAUUAAUUUCUCUCUUAUAAAGUACCGUAUUUUUUGCUCUAUAAGACUCACUUUUUCCCUCCUAAAAAGUAAGGGGAAAUGUGUGUGCGUCUUAUGGAGCGAAUGCAGGCUGUGCAGCUAUCCCAGAAGCCAGAACAGCAAGAGGGAUUGCUGCUUUCACUGCUCAGCGAUCCCUCUUGCUGUUCUGGCUUCUGAGAUUCAGAAUAUUUUUUUUCUUGUUUUCCUCCUCCAAAAACUAAGUGCGUCUUGUGGUCUGGUGCGUCUUAUAGAGUGAAAAAUACGGUGAUCCAAGUUGGUGGCCAUCAUGGGCCUCCUGUGGGUUCGAAUUCUGUAUUUAACUUGUCACUGUGUGAAUAAGGACUUCUGUUCAUCUGUCCUGGAUCUUCCAAUGGUCAGCUUCAUGAGAUGUCCAUGAAGUCUGGGGUUAGGAGAUAGGGAGAUACACUUUUCGCCAUCCACUUUCUCCCAUGUCAUGCAUAAUUUUAUAAGCUUCCUUCAGGUCACCUCUUAUUCCCCUUUUCUCUAAGCUUAAAAGCCCCAAACACUGUAAGCUUUGCUUGUAGAUGGAUUCGCUCUACCUCUUGCUCAUUUUGGUUGCCCUUUUUCCCUGAACCUUUUCCAACUCCACAAUAACCAGAGCAGGUCCCAGGUUCUCAGUGGACUUCCUGCAGGGGUGUGGGCACUCAACACAUGCCUAACCAUUCUGACCCUUGAGGAAAGAGGGCAUCAUUUUGUAGAGCCAGGGUGCAUGCAGAAAUACUGAAGAAGGCUAGAAGAAAGGGCCAAAGCUCAGUGGUAAGGCAUCUGCUUUGCAUCCAGAAGGUCUCUGGUGCAGUUCCCCAGUUGUCAGGUUUAGCACUUCUGUCACACAAGACACAGAACGCUGGCAGUUUUACUAAUUGAGGAACAUUUAGCAAUAACAGGCUUUCAGCAGUCCGAGUUCCCACAGCUCAUUCCUCACUGUCGGAGUCAGUCGACUGGCUUCUAUCUCCUCCCAAGGCCAGGUAUACGCCAUGGUCCUCCUCCGCUUCCUGCUGGUCUUCUUUUGUUCUAAUCGCUUGCUCUGCCUCCUGCUUCUUGGAGACUCAGGUGCAGCCAAUUCCUCCUCCUCUGGAGCUGAAUCCAACCCGCUCCUACCACCUGCCUCCUGCUCCUGCAUCUCUGGGCUGCUGCGGAAACUUACAGGCAGCAUUCCAGAGCGAGAAGGGCUUCUCUCACUUUUGUUGUGUGAAAGAAUCAAGUUCCUGUUUUCCUCUGCCUCUUCCUCCCCUUCUGCAGACUGCUCUCUGUCAGCCAUGUCUCUGACACCAGUUGAACCCUAAAGUAUAUACACAAAGUAUCAAAUGUGGUGGCAGUAAUACUAAUACAACAAAACAACAACACCACAAACUGGCUUAUAAGUAUAAAACCAAAUUUACUAGAAUAAUAGCUAGAAUAGAGAUAGACUUGUAACCACUCAAACAACAAACAUACUAAGGUGCCAUGUGCAAGACAAAGCCUGGAGAUACUACUUGUUGAACGGUUCAUUUAUCCAGUCUGUAUAACAUUUACUGUACAUGUAACUUGUUAAGAUAGAGUUGUACAUUUAUCCACUCCAUGUUUACAGUAUCUCCAGACUUUGUCUUGCACAUGGCACCUUAGUAUGUUUGUUGUUUGAAUGAAUAUAUAUCUCUAUUCUAGCUAUUAUUCUAGUAAAUUUGGUUUUAUACUUAUAAGCCAGUUUGUGGUGGUGUUGUUUUGUUGUACGAGUUGAACCCUACCUGGAACCCUGGAGAACCCUGCGCACAGUCUAUGUAGACAAAACUCUGCUUAAAUGGUCCCAUGACCUGACUCAGAAAGGCAGGUUCCUAGAAUCAUAGAGUUGGAAAGGACUUCUAUGCUUCAUCUAGUCCAAUCCUCUGCAAUGCAGGAAUCUGCAACCAUACGGGGAUCAAACCUGUGACCUUACCAUUAUCAGCACCAAGCUCUAACCAGCUGAGCUAUCCUGGGCCACACCAGAACCAUGGCUAGGAGAAAGUGGGGUGUAUGUGGUGAGCCUUCCUCCUGAACACUGGAAGGAAUGCUCCCAACAAGGAAACCUGUUUAACUCAGAGGUUUCCAGCCCAAAGAAUUCAGAACAAGGAAGACAAUAAUUUCUGUAGACUCAAAAUUGCUUGUAGACUUAGAAAUGGAUUGAACAGAAUUGAACCAGGCUUGUUUUAUAUAUAUAUAUAGAGAGAGAGAGAAUACUUGCAAUAAUGCCUUUAGCACUGACAUGCGUUUGUGGAAGACGUAGGUGAUCGAAAUCCAGUUAAGAAGCAAUCUUCUUCUAAUUAGAUUCACACAAAGGUACCUCAACCACUGCUUUGCAGUCUGUAUUCAUCUCUUUCAGUCUGCUUGGGUUGGAAUCUGCGUCAGUGCGUUGAACUGCUCUCUUGAACUUCCACAAUGAAGGGCUGACUGAACGGGGGAGAUGAAUGUGGAUUUUUGGACACAUGUUGAAUUGUUCAAUGGGCCCAAUGAGGAGGAUAAGUAUCAACAAGGAGGAAAUGAUAGUAUGAGUUGGCGUGGACCCCAAGGGUCAUGUAGUCCAACCCCCAGCAAUGCAGGAAUCUCAACACAUGGUCUCCCAUCCAAUUUGAAACCAUACCAGACCCUGCUUAGCUUUGCAAAUGUGCUAGCAGUUUUAUUGCUGCAUCACCAAGAAAGGAACCCCCCAGCUUCCUUUUUAUGUGUUAGCCCCAGUUUUUAAAAUACAUUAUUGUUAUUUAUUUCAUUUAUUGUUAUUUAUUUCAUUUAUUUCAUCUCAAAGCGAUUUCACAACCCAAUAAAAACGUGUAUGAAACAAUUGCAUAUAUGAAACAGGUAAAAACUGUUACACAUACGAAAACAGAUUAAAAAGUUACAUAUAUAAAAACAAUUUCAAAUCCAAUAAGGAUAUUGACUGGGGGCCGUAGUACUGGGGGGGUGUGUGUGUGUCUGUAUAGAAUAAAAGACUGAUAUGAGCUAUGCUGAAAUAAUCCAUAAAGCGAAGGUGGCUCAAGCCUAGGAGGCAAUAGAGGCAGUUUUAGGGUAGUGUGACUGGUUCAGCUGCAGGGGGUGUUGUGCUGAGGGGGCGCCACAACAGUGAAGUGUAGAACAGAGCAUGAGAUGUGGCAGGCACCAAAUUUUAGUGUUGCACAGGGUGUCACUGAAAUUUGACAGCCCACUGGGGACAAAUGUACCCCUCUGUCUAGCACUUGGGACUGUCCUCAGGCCCCAACUUCCCCAACCAACCACAAGCCUCACUUGUCCUGCUUUGCGUCCUCCUGACGUAAUUUUGUCGGGCUGGAAUGUGCCCUUGAAUUGUAACAGUGCCUCUUGCUUGCCUGGUUAGAAAUAUGACUCUUGCUCAUCCGCAAUGCAGUUCACAAUGCAAAAGCAACGGCAGAUCCAUUUAAAGGACAUCAGGUGCACAUUUAAAGCACAUGAUCCCUCCUCGGGGGGGGGGGGAGAAAGAAUCACCAGAAAUGUAGUUUUGCUCUCACAGAGCUCCAGUUCCCAGCCCCUCUGACAAAAUUCAGUUCCCAAGAUAUUUUUUGGGAAGAAUCUUGUGUGUUGAAUGUGCUUUAAAUGUAUGGUAUGCCCUCACAUGUGUAGAUCCACCUGAUUUUUGCCUCUGAACCCACCUGUCAGUGCUGCUGUGCAUUUUAAAAUGCAUGCAGGAAAAUAUUUCUUCAGCUGCAUGUAAGCUUUAUUUGUGCACAUACAAUCAGUGAUCACUGGAGAGUCUCAGAAAAAGAGAACUCCAAAUUCUCCGAUGGAAAGCAGGUAUACUUACAGAAAAACAUACUCUACAGCAUCAGGUUCAGAUAAAAAAUAAGCUUCUAAUAGGUUGAGUUCCUCUCUUUUUUAUACGGGGAGGGAACUUGUCUCCUUCCCAGCAGAGUUCCUAGGCAGAUGACAUUAGGAGCACAAUACAAAUCCCAGGAAGUCCAACUCCUGUUAUGCUUAUCAGUAAAAGCUCAGUGGCAUGUUGGCCCUCAGAAAGUUGUUCAGAACAGAAUGUGGCCCUCAAUUCCUCACUGCUGGCUUAGAGUGUUAGAACAGAAGGCAAAUUUCAAGUAUAGGAAGAUAAAGCAUUUCUUAGUUCCUGGCUUUUGGGUGUGGCUUGCUCUUUCAUAUGAUAUGUUUUAUUGCCAAUAAAAGCAACCUUUAAACAGUACAAUUGCUUAUCCUAAAUUUACAGCCUAGUAAAAUGAAUUAUCACUCCACAGACUUCACUAAUGAAAAAAGGAACCAAGGCUUGUCAUUACCGAGGUGGUCAAUCUAUAUAGCCUGCUUGGGCUAUACCACUUUGAACUGACCUGGGUUGGGUGGGAUGUCACAUGAUGAAAUGUUCCCCUAUGCCAGGGAUUCCCAAACUGUGCUCUAUGGACCACCAGUGGUCUGCAAACAUCAUUCAGUUGGUCCAUGGUGAACCUGUUAAAAUGCAGUUAAAAACCAUGUAGCGUCUGGCACAGUGCAUUACAAUGACUGCAACAGGCAGAAAGAUCAUGACGUGGUCAGUAAAUGUCAAGUGGUCCAUUGGAGAGCAGCAGGAAUUGGAAUCCACUCCUCAGUGCAAAAUGACAUUUUGAGGAAAGGCCAUCGCCAAGUGGCAGAGCAUUUACUUUGCAUGCAGAAGGUCCCAGGUUCAGUCCCUGUCAUCUCCAGGUAGGGCUGGGAGAGACUCCCUCAAAACCUGAAGAGCCACUGUAACUCAGCUCUCAUCCAGACUUCCUUUUGCACAGCACGUUCCAGGCACAACUCUGUGUUUUAAAGCUGUGUGUUGGAGUGGUCUUGUUUUUUGUUUUGGUCACAGUGCUUUCCCCAGGAAAACACAUAUUUUGCCCCUGAAUCAGAGCAAAAGCCCAAUUGCAUUUGCUCCUAUUCAACGGUAAAAGGGAAAACCCCAGGACCAAAAAAAAAAAAAAAGCCACUGCUCAAGACAUGGAGCUUUAAAGCCUAAGAAAAGUGGCACAAUAGGAAGUCUGGAUGAGCCCUUAGUGUAGACAGCAAUGAGCUAGAUUUUCAAAAUAAUGUUGCAUGCCACUUCAAUCUCAGAGCAAUGCAGGAUUCCUAGGGCUCCAGGCGUUCACCCACGGCUCUUGUUUCCUUUUGGAAAUGAGGUACAGCGGAGACUGUGCUGUCUUUAGGAUGUAUGUUAUUUGCAUAUAUAUAUAUAUAUAUAUAUAUAUAUAUAUAUAUAUGGACGCAGGUGGAGCUGUGGGUUAAACCACAGAGCCCAGGACUUGCCGAUCAGAAGGUCGGUGGUUCAAAUCCCCACGACGGGGUGAGCUCCCGUUGCUCGGUCCCUGCUCCUGCCAACCUAGCAGUUCAAAAGCACGUAAAAAGUGCAAGUAGAUAAAUAGAUACCGCUCCGGUGGGAAGGUAAACGGCGUUUCCGUGCGCUGCUCUGGUUUGCCAGAAGCAGCUUAGUCAUGCUGGCCACAUGACCUGGAAGCUGUAUGCCGGCUCCCUCAGCCAAUAAAGCGAGAUGAGUGCCGCAACCCCAGAGUCGGCCACGACUGGACCUAAUGGUCAGGGGUCCCUUUACCAUACACACACACACACACACACACACACACACAUACAACCUGAGCCUAUGAUGGAGGGGCUCACAGCAUUAACACGCCAAGAAGGUUUUGCUUCUUCCAUGGCCACAGUCUUGGAUGCCAGCAGAAAUCAGCCAUUACUCUCCCUAGAGCCAUCCAACGCACAGUCCCUGCUUUCUUAAUGUCUUAUCACCAUGCUUUUGUUAAAUUAGUGACUCAUACUUAGUGGCCAUUUUCAUGCUGACCUGGCUGUUCCAGCAAUUGAAUCCCAGCUGGAGCUGAAGAUUCUGGGGGCUUGAUUAAACUUUAACACUUACUAAAUCCAGGAAUUAUGGGGAAUCUGGCACCCCCAAAGCCUAAAUUCUUUGUUCUCCAUCACAAAGGCAAAUCCUAAAUCUCAACGAGCGAAACUAUCAAUUAUAAAAUGGGUCAUCUUCCUGACUUGUGACUGAUCACAUUAAAUUAUCUAAGAGACAAACUCAAUAAAAGUUUGUGCCUGGUCUGGAUUUUAUAUAAAACCCUUUGGUAUAAGACAACAGAUGCCCUGCAGCUUAUGUUGGAGAACACUGAAUCACUGUGACCCGGUCUGCAGGGAAACCUAUUUGCACAGACAGGCCCUUAAUUUCACUGACGUCAACAGGUGUAAAAUGAGAUUUUAACAGUUUAGCUUAACCCAGUUAUGGGUAAACUCAUGAGAAGCUAUAUAGUAGCCCUAUGUCUGGAUACAAAGCAAUCAAAGGUAAUUAGCAAUAAUACUUAGCAUCUGUGUAGUGCUUUCAAGUGUUCACAUGCUUCAUGUGCAUUAUCUAGCUUACAACAACCCUGUCAGGUAGUAUUAUUGUCACCCAUAUUGCUCAGAGAGUGACUUGCCUAGUGAGUUCACAGCAGAAGCAAGAUCCAAACCAUGGGUUGUGAUAUUUGUAGCUUACAACAUGAUCCAGUAUAAAUCUACUCAGAAGUUAAUCCCACUGAGUUCUAUGAAACUUUCUUCCCAGUUAAGUGUGACUGUGUCUCUGAUGCCUUACACAAGAUCAGUCCUCUUAAAACGAUUUAGUUCAGCAAUUCCCAAACUGCUUUCCUCUACAGAGCACUUGAACGUUGUUGAGAGUUUUGGUGGAGCACUUAAUCAUUUUUCUGCCUGUUGUAGCAACUGCAGUUCUCUGUGCUAGGUGAUUUGCAAUUGCAUUUUUAUUGCUUCUGUUUCUUGAAUUGUAUUUUAUUGUAUUGCAAUAGCGAUGUACUUUGCCCUGAGUUGCUUAGGCUGCAUCCACAUGGCACUUUCACAACCUUUCCCUGUUAAUUCCACAUUACAUUUACAUUUAAGCACAAAAAACUUGUGCUCAUUAUAUUUGAGCACAAAUGCAACAUAAAAGGCACUUCCGAAACUAUAGUGGAAUACCUGCACACGUUUAGCAACCAUUUCCAUAUUAUUUGCAGGUGGGGUGGUUUUUUUUGGAAGCAAAUAACACUGAAAUUAGCACUUAACUUGCACACUAUGGUUCCAGAACAUAAACACAAAAUGCAUUCUAAAAUCAAGAACAAAAGCAAAACAAACCAAUAACACCACCCCAUAAGAAGGAAGGACAGUUAAACUAGUAUACCUAUGUUGCCUGACCCCCAAUUAUAGGUGGCAUCCCACUAAAUUCUACUCAGAGAAACCCAUUAAAAUGAAUGAGAAUGACCAACCGAGGCCCAUUAAUAUAAGCGGCUUGCACUGAGCAGAACUUGGCAGGAUGCAAUCCCCUGUGGCGAGCUAGGAAAGGUAGAUGUGAUGGCAUUGAGUGUUCUUUCCAGUUCGGUGACUCUGUAAUUGUAUGAUUGCAAGAUUGGGGUCUGGGCAAAAGUCUGCUAAAGCAGUCAGACAGGAGUUUACCCAAAUAGUUGCACGUGUCUCCUUUGUCCAGAAGAUUGUCAGAUUGCUAUCAAUAGCUGCCUUUUGAAUGACUGGAAAAUUCCUGACAAGGGGGAGAUCUUCCCCUGCAUCCAAGCAGAGGAUGUUUCAGACCAGUGUGUGUGUGUAAAGCACAGGGGAUCAUUUUGAGCCAGGCUGAGGAUAGGCAGAGAGCUGAAGCUUUGGGACAAACAGUAUUUACUGAUGCUGCCUGCCUGCCUGCCUGCCUGAGUAUUUACAUUAAAACAAUGAACAGGAUGGUGAUACAAUGACUACUGCAAUUGACACAAGAUAAUAUCACCAAGGCAACUAUAUGUAAACAAACAAUAAACAUCCAUAAAAAUGGCAAUAGUAGUUUCUUUCCCAAAAUAGAAAGAGGAUGAUGUCCUUUAGUUUGUUAAACCUCCUUUAACAAACUGAAGGACAUCAUCCUCUUUUUAUGCUCCUCCCGAUGGAAACCUGCCGAUGGGGAUAGAUAUACCCCUGCUUUAAGUCGUUUACAUAUUGUAUAUUAUUUACUACAUAUGUAAUAUACAUAUUACAUAUUGUAUAUUAUUUACUACAAGGUUUCAUGACUAAGCUCUUUAGCAACAAAACAUUGGAUUACCGGAAUGACGUCUGAACAUGGAAUCACUGGUAUAUCACAAGUGGACUCUCUGUUACUGUGUUUGCAAUUGUUCAAGAUAAAAUCUAUUUUGGAAAGAGAAGAAAUGAGCACUGAAGCACUGAUGUAUUACAAGUGAACUCUUUAUUUAUUGUGUUUGCUAUUAAGAUAAAACCUAUUUGGGAAAGAAACUACUUUUGCUGUGGCACCCCAAAAUGGGACGUUCUGAUUUUAUCGGGACAGUUGAGGGGUCUGGGAUAUGCUCUGAAUAUGUGGUGUAUAUUCAGCUCCAGUUAAAGACAAGUAAUGCCUUCUGUGCAAAUGUUUGAAAAACUUCUCAAGAGCAAAUACAGUUGGGAGAACAAAGGCCUUGGGGGAAAUAGAUGAGUUCUAUCAGAAUUCAGUAGCAAAGCAUUAAAGUUAAGUAUAUAGAGCCAGGAUGUGCUUCCUCUUACUGAAUUUACAAGAGGCUGCCAUGGAUACAGCCACUGAAUGUAAGUCUCAACAAUUUAUAUUCAGAGAGGGAAACCUGCAGAUAAGGUUGCCCACAUUGCCAAAGUCGGGGAAACAGAGAUUGUAAUUGAAUGUAUAGCUUGCCCUUCCUCUUCAAGGAGCAAACACAUCCACAGCAAAACUACUUUAAAAACAAGCAUUCUAGAAACAGCUGAAAGAGUUACAGUCAAAACAUUCUAAAAGGAGUUAAAAACAUUUGGUCACCCUGUGAUCUCAGGGUUCUCAGGAUCAAUCAUCUUCAGCCAUCAAAUGCCUGGGCAAACAGGAAUGCUUUUCCCUUCCUCCAGAAAGUCAGUAGCAAGACUCCUCUCACCAGGGUGGGCAUUUCACAAACAGGGAACCACCACCAAAAAGGCCUUGUCACAAGUCAAUGACAACCACACAACCCUCAGUGAUUGUAGAGUUGAACCUGCUGAUUGUAGUGUUGAACUAGAUAUUUAAAAUUUUAUUUCAAAAUAUUUCUGGGCUGUUCCCAAGCAAUGACCGGAAUGGUUUAACCAGCCCUCUUCCCAGGAAACUCUGGGAAUUUCAGCUCUGCAACAAAAUAAAAUGGGAAUAGGGUGGCAAAAAUUCCCCACACUUAGAAAAGUAGUUCAGCUAGGAAUGUGCUGGCCUAGAAGCUGUCUCCUUAGGUGUACUAAUUUUCGCCUUGCAGGGAAGAAUUCAAAAAUGGUGCUCCCAGCUAUAGUUUGAAGUAGUACCAUCCAUUCUACCUUAUGAUGUUGCCUUUGGAAAACUCCAGAGUUGAGUUCAAUUGUCUGAGUCCUUCAUGUUUUGUUUCUUUCCAGAGGUAACCCAGAUAAGUGUGACAUUUGGGGGAACACUCCCCUCCACCACGCUGCCGCGAAUGGCCACGUCCAUUGCAUAACAUUCUUAAUCAAUUUUGGCGCCAAUAUCUUCGCCCUGGAUAAUGACAUGCGUUCUCCUCUGGACGUGGCUGCCAGCAGGAACCAAUACGAAUGUGUCAGGAUCCUGGAUGCUGCCGCUACUGAGCAGAACCUCAAGAAUCCCAAGAGAGUCUCUCAGCUCAAGACCCAGGCUCGGCGCAAUGCAGAAAGGCAAAUCCAGGAAUGCGAACUGCGUCAGGAGAAACAUCAACAUGAAAUGGCCAGGAAUUUCAGCAAAGGAUCCAUGCCUUCAAAGAGGGGGACAGCCACGAGGACGAAAGUCUCCAGUUUCUUUGCAUCCACUUCACUGGGCACGCUGCCCCAAAAGAUGAAAGACACCUUCACCCGAAGGAUGAAAAAGAAAGAGGAGAAUCUCGAUGGUCAAGAAGCAAAUCCCCAAGAGGGAGGUACCCCAGCCGGACGAACCGCCGUGAUGGAUGUGUUCAAUGAAGAAGACGAGGAAGACCUGACCAAGGACUUCCAAAUUAAAAAUGGCAUUUCUGAAGAUGACGACGAGCUGGGCCAAAGGUCCAUCUUCCACCGGCCGGGUCUUGGCAACAUUGUAUUUAAAAACAACUUGCCCACCAUGGGCAAAAACUUUGAUGCGAUGAUGCUCGAGAAAGAAGGCAUCAGCUUCAAAAUGCCCGAUGAGUUGCUUCAGUUCAAAGAGCCUGAAGAUGAUGGUGGUGACGCAGAUGCGGAGAACAAUCCGGAAGAAUCUUGGAUCGAAGAGGAAAUCAGGUGGGAUGAUGAGAAAGUGGAGACCACCCCCCUGGAGGUGUUUUUGGCGUCCCAGAACCUGAACGAAUUCCUUCCCAUCUUGAUGAGGGAAAACAUUGAUUUAGAGGCCCUCGUGCUUUGCUCGGAUGAAGACCUGCGGAGCAUUCAGAUGCAGCUAGGCCCAAGGAAGAAAAUCCUUCAUGCAGUUGACAGACGAAUGCAGGCUCUAGCAAACCCAGGCAAGGCUGGGGAUACACAGUUAUAAACCAUGAAGCUCCUGUGUUGCAAUAGCUCCACCAAAACCGCUGCAGGGUGCAGGUGUUGCAAUGUGAUUGCACCCUGCAGGGUGUUAGAUCAGGGAUGAGGAACCAGUAACCAUUCAUCUGUUGGACUCAAACUCCCUUCAGCAUGGCCAGUGAGUUGCAGUCCAGCAACAGUUUGAAGGGACACAGCUUCCUCAUUCAAUGUGUUUAGAUUCUAGACAGCAGGGGAUUUGAGCUUUUUGAAGCCGUGGUGCAACUUAACAGGUUCAACUGCAGUCUGCAUGGUGAUUGUUUUAGUGGCUCAGAUACAUGCAUAGGACUGGUUCCUACAAGGGGACAGAGUACCGUCACUUCCAUGAUCACAAUAGCAAUUAAGGUUUCUACAGGUGAUCUUUAUAUGGAAAAGCGUCACAUGAAGAGACAGGAGCAGAAGGAGGUCAUAUAUGCGAAUGAACCCCAUAUUAUUAUUGCUAAUAUUAUUAUUUAUUAAAUUUCUAUGCUGCCCUUCAUCCGAGGAUCAGAGGGUGGUUUACAACACAAAAACACAAAGCUACAUAGCAUAGUAACAAACAAAAAUAAAAGGUUGUAGAUUGUUUAAUUAGCCAAAGGCCUGGGAGAAGAGGAAUGCUUGUGGUACAAGUUCCAGAGUAGUUUAACAAUCAAUCUUUCUUCCAAGGGAAAUCAGGGAACUGUAGCUCUGUGAGAGGAAUAGGGAGGUCUCCUAACAGCUCUUAACUUAACAGAUUAGACUCCCCAUAAUUCUUUGGGGGAAGCCAUGACGGUUUCAAGUGGUAUGAUACUGUUUUAAAUGUCUAGUGCAGGUGGGUCCUCACAUUCCCAUGCAGACUAUUCUAAUGUGAAUGUGUUUGUUAACAUGCACAUCUAUGUAUUCUCCAAAUCCUAGUGAUGAAACUCUAAAAUGACACCAUCCAUGCAGCCGCUAAAAUAAUUUCAGUCAACACAGAGAGGGUAAAGGUAGGUUGAUUGAUGUGUGCUGGCAGGUUUCAGGUUAUUUGCUUCUUUGAGCAAGUGCGCACAGCUUCCCUAGGGAAGCCCAUUUUAAAACAAAGCAAGCAUAUAUCUUCCCAGUACAUGAAAAUGAGAUGUCAUUCCAUGUGACAGCCACUGUAAUAACCAGCCUUUGUUCUCAUGCAGUAUAUUUAAGAUGGUGAAACCACCGCUGAUUUAUAUCAGGCAAAUAAAAUUGGAAGUUAGAAAGCUGCCUUAUACUAAGUCAUUUGGUCUGUCUAGUUGGUCUGUUUACUCCGAUGCUAUCAACACUCAGAGGUCUCAGGUGUUGCUCUGAUUAUUGGGGAGGGAGGGAGGCUUAAUGAAAUCCACAGACCCCCCUCCAGGACACUUCUUAAUUUUAGUCAAAAACACAGGCAGGGACGGAGGAAGGGGGGGCAGGCCGCCCUGGGGGUCAGCACUGAGGGGGUGACAAAAUGGCGGGCGGCACUCACCACAGGGCCUGCAGCACACACGAGCCACGCUUCUCUCCUGGGAGUGACGUGGUGGUUUGAGCACCCGUAGGCUCUGCACUGCCCCAAACGGUUCGCCCGCCACCUCCCCCUCAGCUGUAGGGCAGCUGAGUGGGAGGAGGCAGGCAGACUCCUUGGAGGCCUGCCCCUGGGCACAGGGCAUGCCCACCACCCAUGGCGCCUGAUCGGCUUGCUUCACUGCUGAACAUAGGCCCCCACUGCCCCCGUUUAAUUCAAGCACAGAAGGUGAGUGGCAAAGGAUUGAUGUUCUGGUCCAAGUGAUGUCUUCAGCAGCAGAAGUAUUCUAACAGGUGUGAGAUCACAGUACAGUCAUACCUCGGGUUACAGCCGCUUCAGGUUUUUCGGGUUGCGGACUGCCGAAACCCGCUUUUUCGGGUUGCGGACUGCCGAAACCCGGAAGUACCAGAACGGGUUACUUCUGGGUUUCAGCAGUUGUGCAUGCGCAGAAGCGCUAAAUCGUGCUCUGCGCAUGCUCAGAAGCGCCGAAUCGCAACCCGCGCGUGCGCAGACAUGGGUUGCGAACGUACAUUCCACACAGAUCACGUUCGCAACCUGAGCAUCCACUGUAAAUGUUCCAGGUAUGGGUAAGCAGAAAAGGCAAAGCAGGGCAGAGUCCUGCUUCCAGCAAUGCAAAGCAGAAGCAAACAAACAGAUACUUGCUUCUGGUGAUGCAAAAAAAGGUAAGACAAAGGAAAACAAAGACACAUCCCUACCAUACAUGUAAUGCAUUUAAAGCGCCUGGCUUCCCCUUAAAGAAUCCUGGGAGUUGUAGUUUGCUCCUCAGUUACAAUUCCCAGGACUCUUAGCAAGCAACAGUUCUCAUGAUUCUUUGGGAGGAAGACAGAUGCUUUAAAUGUAUAGUGUGUAUGUAGCCCAAGAGAGCACGGAAGUUCUGGUUGCAGAUAGCACCUUGGACAGCUCCAUGAGGAAUUCAAGCUGGAGACUCACAGCAGCAAGGCUCAAAUGUUGCUUCAGCAACAAGCAGCCUCAAACUGAGUGUUAAGUAGGGCUGUACCUCAGGCUGGAUGGCUGGCACCGCCUCUGAUGACAGAAGUCUCUUCACUUAACAGGGUCUCCCCAAAGAUGGAGAGUCAGACCCUGGGAUCACAACAGACAACCUCAGAAAACAAAGCAUUGCAAAGAUGGAGGCCAGACUGCCUUCUUCAGCAAGUAUAAAAUUACCGUACAGGGGGACAUAGAGGCAGGGAGCCGUGGGGAUGAGUUCUCAGGCCCCUAUAGCCUUUUGAAACAAUAGCUAAGACAGCUGUCACAAAAGGUAUCUGGGCCAGGACUCUGGUAAUUGGACCCCUGGACUCGGGCAGAAGCUUCUCCCAGCUCUGCUGCCUCAGAUAUAGUAGCCAGGUGAGCCAAGAACUUAAUAUGGAGCCUUCUACAUGCUGAGCAUAUGCUCUACACCUGAUCUGCAGGUCUUCUGCAAGUUGGCUGUAGCCCAGAAGCCCCAGGAGGAGGAAGGCAAGGU